AUGAUGGUAUUGCUUAACUACAUUAUGAAUCAUCUAGAAAAUAAGUUACACAUAAGCACUUUGAUCUUUAGGUGGUGCCAAACUCGAUGCAUUGAAUUGAAUGGAGUCCAAACAAGGUGGAAAUUAGUAGUAGCAGUAGCAAAAAAAAAAAGCGAUUUUAGUGAGAUUGUUGCAAGUUUUCUAGGGUUUAAACUAUACUACAAUACUGCUACGUAUGUGAACAUUAGUGAAAAGUGUAAAAAGGAUCGACUACAAAGCUUUAUGUUAUUUAAUGUUUACACACUAGCAUCUUUGCAUGUCAAGUUGGUAAUUAGUAAAUAUGAACAAGAGUAUUUUGCUGCGAUGCUAGUUAUUUCUCGUUUCUGGUCUAUUGUAAGGAAUAAAAAAAGUUAUCCUUUGCUCAAGAGUAAUGCGCAUGAACUUGAUAGCAUUAACCAUCCUUUCGUUUUCUUGAAACGUUAA
Molecule: messenger RNA, 462 nt
Organism: Phycomyces blakesleeanus NRRL 1555(-)
Lineage: Eukaryota; Fungi; Mucoromycota; Mucoromycetes; Mucorales; Phycomycetaceae
Exons: 9
Coding region: 1-462 (153 amino acids)
Source: RefSeq, a predicted model, not a curated record